CUACAACUCCCAGUGCGCCUCGCGGCCCGCCGGAGUUACGCAACUUUUGCUGAUUGGCCGCUGGGAAUAUUUGAAAGGAGGGGCUGGCGCGGAGACGAAGGUUACAUUUUGGAUCCUGGCAGAGUAUUUAGUCUGGCGGGUAAGUCUUAGACCUGGAAAGUUGGGGACUUCUGGAGCAGUAAGGCCCGGAGGAACUCAUGAGCCUGUUUACGCACUGAGCCCCUCCCCGGUGCCAUGAGGAACUUCAAAGGAGUCAACUUUGGGGCUCUGCUAAGCAGCCGGAAGGAGGCUGAAGAGUUGCUGUCUGACCUGAAGGAGUUCCUGUCCAAACUUCCAGCCGGUUCUUCCAACUGCAGAUUUGAUGCGGAGAGGAGACAAACUUGUGAUGCCAUCCUAAGGGCUUGCAACCAGCAGCUGACUGCCAAGCUGCCUUGUCAUAGGCACCUGGAUAGCCUGCUGGAGCUGGCAGAACUGGCUUGCAAUGGCUACUUGGUGUCCAACCCCCAGGGUCCACCCCUCUACCUGGAACGGAUUCUCUUCAUCUUUCUGCGGAAUGUUGCUGCACAGGGAAUCCCAGAGGCCACACUUCGACUAGCUCAGCUCCUCCAUGCCUGCUUGGAGCAGUGUUCUCGCCAAGCUGCUCCCCAGGACUAUGAGGCUGUGGCUCUGGGCAGCUUUUCUCUGCUUUGGAAAGGGGCAGAAGCCCUGGCAGAGCGGCGAGCUGCCUACUCAGCUCGGAUGAAGGCCUUAAGCUUUCUAGUACUGUUAGAGGAUGAGAGUACCCCUUGUGAGGUCCCUCACUUUGCUUCUCCAACAGCCUGUCGAGUGGUAGCUGCCCAUCAGCAAUUUGAUGCCAGUGGGCAUGGUUUGAGUGAAGCAGAUGCUGAUUUCCUAGAUGAUCUGCUCUCCAGGCAUGUGAUUAAAGCCUUAGUGGAUGAGAAAAGGAACCCUCCUAGUUCUCUUUCUCCCCAGAGGGCCCUCUGUCUCUUGGAGCUCACCCUGGAACACUGCCGUCGCCUCUGCUGGAGCCACCUCCAUGCCAAAGCUGUCAGGGUGGUAGAGAAGACCCAAGAUUACCUAAGGAACACCAGCCUGGCUCCCAGCCUCCAGCUGUGCCAGCUGGGGGUAAAACUGCUACAGGUCAGGGAGGGAGGACCCCAGGCAGUGGCCAAGCUUCUGAUCAAGGCAUCAGCUAUCCUGAACAACAGUAUGGAGGCACCGUCACCCCCACUGCGGGCAUUGUAUGACAGCUGCCAGUUCUUCCUCUCAGGCCUGGAGCGAGGCACCAAGAGGCGCUUCGGACCUGAUGCUAUUCUGGGCUUCUUUGCUUUUCUUGGCGGGUACUGCUCCCUUAUUCGGCAGCUGCAGGAUGGCGUCUGUGGGGACUCCUCCAAGCAGCAGCAGUCCUUGGUUCAGAUGCAAUUUCAGGGACUUCACCUCUAUACUGUGGUGGUUUAUGACUUUGCUCAAGGCUGUCAGGUAACUGAUUUGGCUGAUCUGUCCCAGCUAGUGGAAAGUUGCAGAUCUACUGUGUUCUGGAUGUUGGAUGCCUUACAGGGCCUGUCAGGCCUAGAGUUGACUGACUACCUGGGGAUGACUGCCUCUUACACCAGUAACUUGGCCUACAGCUUCUAUAGUCACAAGCUCUAUGCCGAGGCCUGUGCCAUCUCCGAGCCCUUCUGUCAGCACCUUGGCUUGGCGAAGCCAGGCACCUGUCCUGAGGUGCCUCCUGAGAAGUUGCAUAGGUGCUUCCGGCUGCAUGUAGAGAGUUUGAAACUGGGUAAACAGGCUGAUGGAUGCAAGAUGGUGACUUUGUGGCUGACAGCCCUGCAGCCCUGUGGCCCAAAACACAUGGCUGAGCCAAUCUCCUUCUGGGUCCGGGUUAAGAUGGAUGCAGCCAGAGCCGGAGACAAGGAGCUACAGCUGAGGACUCUGCGAGACAGCCUGAGCACCUGGGACCCGGAGACUCUGUCUAUCCUGCUCAGGGAGGAGCUGCAGGCCUACAAGUCAGUGCGGGCCACACAGCAAGAACGGUUCAAUGUCAUCUGUGACCUUCUGGAACUGAGUCCCGAGGAGACACCAGCUGGGGCCUGGGCUCGAGCUACCCACCUGGUGGAACUGGCCCAGGUGCUCUGCUACCAUGACUUUGCCCAGCAGACCGACUGUUCAAUCCUCUCCCUAUAGCUCGCCCUGGAUGCUACGGAAGCCCUGCAGCUUCUGGAGUCUGUGAGGCCUGAGGCCCAGGCUGAAGAUCAGCUCCUGGAUGAUAAAGCACAGGCCCUGCUGUGGCUGUACAUCUGUACCCUGGAGGCCAAACUACAGGAAGGUAUCGAGCGGGAUCGGAGAGCCCAGGCUCCUAGUAACCUGGAAGAAUUUGAAGUCAAUGACCUGAACUAUGAAGAUAAAUUGCAGGAAGAUCGUUUCCUAUACAGUAACAUUGCCUUCAACCUGGCAGCAGAUGCUGCUCAGUCCAAAUGCCUGGACCAAGCCCUGGCCCUGUGGAAAGAGGUGCUUACAAAGGGUCAAGCCCCCACCGUGCGGAGUCUCCAACAGACAGCAACCUCACUGCAGAUCCUUGCAGCCCUCUAUCAGCUGGUGGCAAAGCCCCUACAGGCUCUUGAGGUCCUCCUGCUUUUACGGAUGGUGGCCCAGAGAUUGGAGGAUCACGCAAAGGCAGCUGGCUCCUCCUGCCACAUCACCCAGCUCCUCCUGACACUCAGCUGUCCCAGCUAUGCCCAGUUACACCUGGAAGAGGCAGAAUCAAGCCUGAAGCUUCUGGAUCAUAACACUGACACGUACCUGCUCCUUUCCUUGACCUGUGACCUACUGAGAAGUCAGCUUUACUAUGCAUGCCACAAGGUGACAGAGGGCGCCUCUCUGUUGCUGUCCGUGCUUCAGGACCCUGCCCUCCAGAGGUCAUCCAAGGCCUGGUACUUGCUGCGUGUCCAGACCCUGCAUGUGGUGGCAGUCUACCUUAGCCUCUCCUCAGACAGCCUCUCAGCCUCCCUGUGGGAGCAGCUCUGUGCCCAAGGCUGGCAGACACCUGAGAUAGCACUCAUUGACUCCCAUAAGCUUCUCCGAAGCAUCAUCCUCCUGCUCAUGGGCAGCGAUGUGCUCUCGGCUCAAAAAGCAGCCUCGGAGACACCAUUUCUGGACUAUGGUGAAAAUUUGGUACAGAAAUGGCAGGUGCUUACAGAGGUGCUGAGAUGCUCUGAGAACCUGGUCUCCCGCCUGGGCCACCUGGGUAGUGUGAGUGAAGCCAAGGCCUUUUGCUUGGAGGCUCUGAAACUCACAACGAAGUUACAGAUACCACGCCAGUGUGCCCUGUUCCUGGUGCUGAAGGGGGAGCUAGAACUGGCACGCAAUGACAUCGACCUCUGUCUCGACCUGCGGCAGGUUCUGUUCUUGCUGGAGUCUUGCACAGAGUUUUGUGGACUAGCCCAGCACCCAGAUUCUGUGAAGAAAAUCCAAUUGCAGAAGGGGAAGAAGCAGGCCCGGGUCCCCUGUCCUCUAGAGCUCGCGGAGGAGGAGCUCUUCCUAAGAGGCCCUGUUCUGGAGCUGGUGGCCACUGUGGCCAAGGAACCUGGCCCCAUAGCACCUUCCACAAACUCCUCCCCAGUCCUGAAACAAAAGCCCCAGCCCAGCCCUGGCUUCCUGGCCCAUUUGCCCACCUGUGAACUGCUCAUCUGUGUCAGCCCUGCUUCAGCAGUCUGUCUGCGCUGGGUACUGGUCACCGCCGGGGUGAGCCUGGCCAUGGGCCAUCAGGCCCAGGGUCUGAAUCUCCUUCAGGUUGUACUGAAGGGUUGCCCUGCAGCCGCUGAGCGCCUAGGCCCAAGCUCUACAAGCUUCUCUGAAUCGAAAAGUAGCCCCUACCCUGUCCCGAGCCUCUUUGAUGAGAUCUUGGUCCGGGAACACACACAGGCUGGCACCAGGGGGUUGAGCCGGCCAUCAAACAGCCUGGAGAAGGCUCUGGAGUCAGGGCUGAAGUUUGUGGCAGCAAGGAUACCCCACCUGGAUCCCUGGCGAGCCAGCCUGCUUCUUGGAUUCAGGCCCUUGCGAAGCUGAUGGCUCAACUGCUGCACUACCCAACUUUUUGCUGGCUCCUGGGGCUGGCAGCCACCAUCUAUAAAGAUUCCCCCAGGCUCAGAGCCCUCUAAGCUUAGCCAAAACAGUCCAGACCGGCGAGGGCGCCAGCAGGAGGUCUCUGCUCCCCUGCCCCUCCAUAAUCCCUCUCUGAAAGGGUCUGGAAGGUGGGGGACCACCUGUACACCUAAGCCCCCUGGCCGGCUUCGGCAGGCUGGCGCUCGUGUCCCUUUCACUGUGUUUGAAAAGUUCUCUACAAAGAGCAAACCUGAGGUUCCCCAGGCCCCAAGGUACAACAGAGGGUCCAGACCGCCUGAAAGGUGGGAGGUGAACUUCAGUGAUGACAGUGACUUGGAAGACCCAGUUGAGGCGCAGCUUGCUGAGGGGCCCAAGAGGCGGGGCACUGCUUCUCGGGGCCAAGACUCGGGUCAGGCUAGGAAGGGCCGGAGCUUGAAGACUGGUUGUGCUGGCUGCCUCAGGGUGGCCCCUGAGCGCUCUGGUCCCAGUGGCAGGAGCCGGAGGGCCAAGAAAAGUGGCAUCGGAUAUUGUGAGGAACUGGGCCCUGAGAUUAUGAGGACCAUUCCUGAGGAGGAGCUGACUGACAAACCAGAUGAAAUGAGCUUUGAGAUCCUCAGGGGCUCUGAUGGCGAAGACUCAGCCUCGGAUGGGAAAACACCAGCCUCGGGGCCUGACACAGCCAUAGGAGAAUGUGAGUUGUUGAGACGGGAUUCCAGCAAAGAGGAGCUGUGCAUCCCGUGCCCAGACAAGAAGAGAGACAAGGAUCUCGGUCCUUGGCUCCGACGCCCCUCAGCUCCUGUAGCCAUUGGUAUCUCUACCCUGGAUUCCAUCUGUGACUCACUGAGCAUUGCUUUCCGUGGAGUCAGCCACUGCCCUCCUAGUGGGCUCUACGCUCAUCUCUGUCGCUUCCUGGCCUUGUGCCUGGGCCAGCAGGAUCCCUAUGCCACUGCCUUCCUUGUCACCGAGUCUGUUUCCAUCACCUGUCGCCACCAGCUGCUCACCCAUCUCCACAGGCAGCUCAGUAAGGCCCAGAAGCACCAAAGAUCACUCGAAGUAACAGACCAGCUACAGGGGUUGAGCCUCCAGGAGAAGCCUGGAGAUGUCCCCCUGGCCCGCAUCCAGCACCUCUUCUCCUUCAGGACAUUGGGAUCUAGCCAUUUCCCCCAGCCUGAGAAGGAGAGCUUCCAGCAGUGCCUGGCUCUGAUCCCCAGUGGGGUGACUGUGUGUGUAUUGGCCCUGGCCACGCUCCAGCCUGGAACGGUGGGCAACACCCUCCUGCUGACCCGGCUGGAAAAAGACAAUCCCCCGGUCACUGUACAGAUCCCCACCGCCCAGAACAAGCUUCCUCUUAGCUCGGCCCUGAAAGAGUUUGAUGCCAUCCAGAAGGAACAGAAAGAAAACAGCAGCUGUACUGACAAGCGAGAAUGGUGGACAGGGCGGCUAGAACUGGACCAUAGGAUGGAGGUUCUCAUCACUUCCCUAGAGAAGGAGGUGCUGGGCUGCUGGAGGGGGCUAUUGCUGCCAUUCACUGAGGACCCUGGCCCUGCCCAGGAGGCCUCCCGCCUGCAAGAGUUGCUGCAGGAAUGUGGCUGGAAAUACCCUGACCCUACUCUGCUGAAAGUCAUGCUCAGUGGUGCCAGUACUCUCACCCCCCAGGACAUUCAGGCCCUGGCCUAUGGGCUGUGCCCUGCCCAGCCAGAACGAGCUCAAGAACUCCUGAGUGAGGCAAUAGGACAUCUACAGGGGCAAACAAUACCAAGCAGUAGGCACCUUGUCUUAGUGCUGGACAAGGACCUGCAGAAGCUGCCAUGGGAGAGCAUGCCCAGCCUCCGAGCACUGUCUGUCACUCGGCUGCCCUCCUUCCGCUUCCUGCUCAGCUAUGCUAUCAUCAGAGAGUCUGGGGCCUCACCAGUGCUGACCCAAGGGGUGGAUCCACGCAGUACCUUCUAUGUUCUGAACCCUCACAAUAACCUGUCAAGUACAGAGGAGCAGUUUCGGGCCACUUUUAGCAGUGAAUCUGGCUGGAAAGGAGUGGUUGGGGAGGUGCCGAGCCUGGAACUGGUGCAGGAGGCCCUGAUGGAGCGUGACCUAUAUAUCUACGCAGGGCACGGGGCCGGUGCCCGCUUCCUGGAUGGGCAGGCUGUUUUGCGGCUGAGCUGCCGGGCAGUGGCACUGCUGUUUGGCUGCAGCAGUGCAGCCCUGACUGUGCAUGGAAACCUGGAGGGGACUGGCAUCGUGCUGAAGUAUAUCAUGGCUGGCUGUCCUCUAUUUCUGGGUAACCUCUGGGAUGUGACUGACCGUGACAUUGACCGCUACACGGAGGCGCUGCUGCAGGGCUGGCUUGGAGCAGGCCCAGGAGCCCCCAUUCUCUACUAUGUCAAUCAGGCCCGCCAGGCUCCGCGACUCAAGUAUCUUAUUGGGGCUGCACCUGUAGCCUACGGCUUGCCUGUCUCCCUGCGGUGACUCCUUAGAGCUGUCCUAUCACUGGCAGAAGCCAUGACACUGUGUUAUACCUCCCAUGCUUAGAUUUAACCCUCAGGAUAAAUAUUUUUAAGUGAUUUUCCCCAAUAUUUUAUGUAAAACAUUUCUUUGUAACUUAAUAUAAUAAAGAUUUCUAACUUAAAUCAUUUGUGUAGUUCAUCAGAAACAUUUGAAGACAAGACUUUGCCACCGCCCACAGUGUGGUACAAUAAACAGAACAACUUGCAGGAGUUCCAGUUUGAGGGCGUUGGGAAGAAAGGCGAAAGCAUAGGACGAAGUUGGGCCUGGCUGGGCCUCAAAGCUGAAAGAAAGGCAUCAGGAUGCUCUAAGCCGGGACAGAGUUGUCAAGAAGGGUAGAGAUAGACCCACUGAAUGUGCCUUGACCCGGCACCAUCAGGUCUGUCUU
Molecule: messenger RNA, 6988 nt
Organism: Phyllostomus discolor (pale spear-nosed bat)
Lineage: Eukaryota; Metazoa; Chordata; Mammalia; Chiroptera; Phyllostomidae
Gene: ESPL1
Product: extra spindle pole bodies like 1, separase
Biological process (GO): meiotic chromosome separation; proteolysis
Cellular component (GO): centrosome; mitotic spindle; nucleus
Molecular function (GO): cysteine-type endopeptidase activity
Source: RefSeq, a predicted model, not a curated record